This is a messenger RNA of Helicoverpa zea (corn earworm), 863 nucleotides long. Its product is annotated as THAP domain-containing protein 2-like. NCBI's taxonomy places the organism in Eukaryota, Metazoa, Arthropoda, Insecta, Lepidoptera, Noctuidae. The transcript has 3 exons. Bases 74 to 493 code for a protein of 139 amino acids. The record is from RefSeq and is a predicted model, not a curated record.
CAGUCCGUCCUGCGUCUGCCCGUGAUGCGAACGUAUGUUUAAGCGAGAGUUUGGUGUAUAAAAAUAAAGAAAAAUGCCUAGUUGUGUGUUCAGAAAGUGCAACACUUAUACUGGGCCUGCUGUAAAAUGCAAGAAGGAUGUGUCUUUUCAUUUAUUUCCUAAAGACGGAUUAAUGAAAGAAAAAUGGGUACAAGUGGUAAGAACACAACGACGAGAAGAUGAUUGGAUGCCAACGACAUACUCAACUAUUUGUUCUCAACACUUUCUGGAAAGUGACAAGUACGUUACGAAAAAAAAUGUUCGCAAACUGAUAAAGACAGCAGUGCCGGUAAUUAAGCAUAAAGAAAACUUGGGAGAAGGAAUUAUUUCUGACAACGACUCACUAAAAGAUGUAUAUAUUUCGGACCAUGACUCAGCAUUUGAUACUCCAAGAGAAGCAUACCUCAAGAAAAAAAUUACGAAAAUAAAUCAAGCAAAAAAAAGUUACAGAUGAAAAAUUAUAAUUUGACUAAGCAAAAUAAAAGACUCAAAAAAAGUGUGAUAAUUUACAAAAUAUCGUCUCAAAGCUCAAGAAGAAAAAAUAUUUUACAGUAGAUCAGUUUUCUGAGUUGAAUUUGAAAGCUGAAGCAGUAGAACUGACAAACCGGCUAGUUGCUAAGAGCAAAUCUAAAGGUUAUCGCCAAAAAUAUACUCCGGCAUUGAGAAAGUUUGCAGUUACCCUGCAUUAUUAUGCAGCCUACAAGUAUGUCAGGCAAGUAUUUAAUGGUUCACUACCUCAUCCUCGUGUCAUAGGGAAGUGGUACGAAAACAGCUCGGGUGAUCCUGGGUUUAAUAAACAAGCGUUAGAUGUUUUAGAAAAGAAG